Styela clava is the source of this 3745-nucleotide messenger RNA. Its product is annotated as DNA topoisomerase I, mitochondrial-like. The record is from RefSeq and is a predicted model, not a curated record. Gene Ontology annotation, cellular component: chromosome; nucleolus. NCBI's taxonomy places the organism in Eukaryota, Metazoa, Chordata, Ascidiacea, Stolidobranchia, Styelidae. Gene Ontology annotation, biological process: chromosome segregation; DNA replication; DNA topological change. Gene Ontology annotation, molecular function: DNA binding; DNA topoisomerase type I (single strand cut, ATP-independent) activity.
CGCACUCACGCCAACUGAGCGCACAUCUGAACGAAAACAUAGGUUUAAACUCAGACAAAAGACUAACUUUUUUCUCGCGACACCCGUUUGCGUAACACAGGCAAAGAAAAAGGUAAAGAAGCUAAGUCUGUGCGCAUGCGCAGACGGAAAUUGUCGGACUUGUUCUUUUUUUUGAACGCCAUUACUGUCUUCUGGUUUGCCUUGUGUGGUUCUUCGUCUAUCUGCUUUGUUGGUUACGACUCCAGUGCCUUGAAGUGUAUAACUGCGAAUUUGGUUUCAUUACUCAUUGGAGUCGUCAUUCAGUUUUUGAAUCAAGGGCAACGACCAAGAAAAAAACUUUGGGAAGUCAUUUUCUAUUGAUUCUACAGACAACACAGACCGCUGAUCGUCUAAUAUUUACUGUUAAUAUUAGUUUGCUUUCCAUGGAACUCGCACACUCCUCAACAACACUGAAUGGUUCAUCACCACAGAAAUUACAUUCGCCUCACAAGCAUAAGCAUCACAAGGAUAAAGAUCGUAAGCACAAAUAUGUACUUGAUUCAAAUGGAAAACCAAAAAUUGGUCCUGAUGGGAAAAGAAUAAGAAUUAAAAGGGAGCACCGACCAGAACACCAUACUGCCAAUCAUGCUGGAGAUCAAGGUGUUAUGCAAGUUAAAACAGAAAGAAUGGAUUCUGGAGAGCCACAUCAGAAUUCAGGGGUUACUAAUCAUGGAGAUAGUGAAGAAAUUAGGAGAAUGAAGAAGAAGUUGAAAAAGGAAAAACAUGCCAAGAAACGAAAAGCUGAAGAAAAUGAUGUGAAGCCAAAUAUUAAAAAAGUUAAAACGAAGGCCGAACCUUCCUCUACAUUGUCUAGUCCGACAAAAAAGAAAACAAAGAAAAUGAAAGAAGAGGAGGAAGCAGCUUCAAAGUGGAAGUGGUGGGAAGAAAAGAAGGAUACUGAUGAUGGAAUUAAAUGGAAAACUCUUGAACACAAAGGACCAAUGUUUGCCCCUGAAUAUGAACCUCUGCCAAGUUCUGUUCCUUUCAAAUAUGGCGGGAAAGUGAUGCAUCUCGAACCAGAAACAGAAGAGGUAAUGACGUUCUAUGCUAAAAUGUUGGACCACGAUUAUACAUCGAAAGAAAUCUUCAAUAAAAAUUUUUUUCAUGACUGGCGCAAGGUUAUGACCAGCAAGGAAAAGGAGAUUAUAACAGAUCUAGGUAAAUGUGAUUUUCGGGCCACAAAUGAAUAUUUUAAAAUGAAGUCAGAAGAAAGAAAAGCGAGGUCAAAGGAAGAAAAGCAGAAAGAGAAAGAAGAAAAAGAUUUGAUUCAAGAAGAAUAUGGAUUUUGCAUGUGGGACAAUCAUAAAGAAAAGAUUGGAAAUUUCCGAUUAGAACCUCCUAGUUUGUUUAGAGGACGCGGGGACCAUCCCAAAAUGGGUAAAAUUAAAAAAAGAUUGCAAGCCAAAGAUAUCAUCAUAAAUUGCAGCAAAGGUUCCAAAGUUCCAUCACCUCCUCCUGGACAGAAGUGGAAGGAGGUCAGGCAUGACAACACUGUGACAUGGUUAGUAUCAUGGACUGAAAACAUACAAGGACAGAAUAAAUACAUCAUGCUCAACGCUAAUUCAAGAAUCAAGGGUGAAAAAGAUUGGCAAAAAUACGAGACUGCCAGAAAACUUAAAGAUCGCGUCGAUAAAAUCCGACAAGACUAUUGGAGAGACAUGAAAUCACAAGAAAUGGCAAUAAGACAACGUGCUGUGGCUCUAUUUUUCAUCGACAAGUUGGCGUUGAGAGCAGGUAAUGAAAAGGAAGAAGGCGAAGGUGCGGAUACUGUCGGUUGUUGCUCACUCCGAUGCGAACACAUCAAAACCCAUAAAAUGCUUGACAUGCAAGAAUAUGUGAUUGAAUUUGACUUUCUCGGAAAAGAUUCAAUCAGAUAUUACAACAAGGUUCCUGUUCCUAAACAGGUUUUUAAAAAUGUUAAUCUUUUCAUGGAAAACAAAGACGGAGAAGAUGAUUUAUUUGAUAGACUAACUACAUCGAACUUGAACAAGUAUCUGAAUAGUUUAAUGGACGGAUUAACUGCCAAAGUAUUCCGUACAUAUAAUGCUUCCAUCACAUUGCAGCAACAACUUAAUGAUCUGACGGACCCUGAUGAUACGUUGGCUGGGCGUAUGCUUUCAUACAACAGAAGCAACAGAGCUGUAGCUAUUCUUUGUAACCAUCAACGUGCUGCUCCCAAAAAUUUUAGUGAACAGAUGCAAAGAGCAAGAGAGAGGAUACAAAAGAAACAAGACGAUAUAGCAGAUGCCAAACAGGAAGUAAAAAGCGCAAAAUCAGACUUCAAGCACCAUAAAACAGAAAGCAACAAGAAAAAAUAUGAAACUAAAAAGAAAAAGGUUGAAAGACUGCAGGAACAAUUAAUCAAAUUGGAAGUACAAGCUACUGACAGAGAAGAAAAUAAAGAGAUUGCUCUUGGAACAUCUAAGCUGAAUUACUUAGAUCCACGAAUCAGUGUUGCUUGGUGCAAGAAGUGGGAUGUUCCAAUUGAGAAAGUCUACAAUAAAACUCAACGUGACAAAUUUGCUUGGGCAAUAGCAAUGGUGGAUGAAACAUAUGUUUUUUAAAGCUAUUAUCUCAACUCUUUAUUUUUUACUAAUUACUUCCUUGAUUUAUUUUGUUAUGGUUUGCUAAAUUUAUUCGUCCGGGAUUUUCCAGUUUUAAUAUCAUCGCCCUGUUUAGUGGUAUGUUUCAACAGUUCAGGGAUUGCUGGCGCUCUGUAUUACAGUAAUUCGUACUAGUUUAUCGCUUCAUCAGUCCCAGCAUUUUUAAGAAGCAAUAUCAACGAUACACAGGUCAAUAAUUGGAUCAGUAUUUGUGUUUAUAUAUGGCCUUGUGAACUAUUUUCUUUUAUAACCAUAGCUUUUUUAACCCAUGAGGGGCUGGAGCCUUUAUUGUAAGGGAUAGUUCAGUCUAUGGCCAAUCAUUAAAAUAUCGUUUUUGUAACUGUCAAUAUAUUUGCCAACUUCAUUUCUUAUGGUCUUGGUACAAAUCAUUUGCCUAUUAAUGUGAGGCCAAUAAAUGCUCUGGCAAUACUACUGCUUUCUUAGGAUUUCGCUGUUCUUAUAAUGAUAAUGAAAGUUUUGUACAUAUCUUCUUCUAGGCAAUUUUCUAUAUUUGCUGCUUUAUGGUGUCCUCUUACAUUUUUUUCACUAAGUUUCAUCUUGAAUCAUAUAAUAACAUAAAUACGGAGUCUGAUUCAGUGAUGGAGCUUAUGAAGAAUUUUUAGGUUUUAAAAUCUUAUGUUUGUUCCUGAAAUGAAUUGAUCUAUAUCAAACCAUAAUCGACUGACUGCUGGUCGAUUGUGAUAGAUUUUGAAUUUUUAUGGAACUCUUAUUGUAUUUUAUGUUACAUAGUUCGAUAGUUUAAAUUCCUUUUUUGUGAGGUAGGUAACAACGUAUUUAUCUCUGCAUUUUUGAAGUGUUCUUAUUUCAUUUUGGACAUGCUUAUACCAACUGGAAGCUCAAUAGAAACAUAUUUUUACUUUGUGGAAGUCCCCUCGUUAGAUGUCGUUGCAUCUAUAUCUUCGAAAGUUUUUAUUCCACUGAAUAGGAUUUUUGUCACAAAUUGAAUUUUUUCACUACCAUUUCCGUUGUAUACAAACUUUAUAUUGAUUGCCGGUUCUAUAGUAUGAAAUUUGUAUGUGACCGAUUAACUGCUAAUAUUUUUGAUUGUUUUAUUAAAUGCACAAGGAAGUAUUUGUAAAGCA